ACACCGUGUACUGCUGUUGCAGAUCGACGACAUAAUGAUCCCGCUGCUGGAGGGCAGCCUGGACGACACGGCCGACCAGGAGUCCGAGCCCUCGUCCGCCUCCACCACGCAGCAGUACAACCGCGACUCCAGGAUCCGCGUGAACUACCGCUCGCUGUCGGAGAGCCUGAAGGACCUGGAGGAGCCCGACGAGAUCAAGCGCAAGGCCGACAAGCUGCAGAAGGCCAUCAACGCGCUGCAGAACACCGUCGACAAGAUACAGGCGCCCAACAUGAGGGCGAUGCAGAAGCUCAACGAGGUGCGCGAGAAAGUGAGCGCCACCAACGAGGCCUUCGUCGUGGCGCGGAAGCGCGCGCACAAGGCCAAGCUCGCCUUCGAGAAGGUGAAAAAGGAGCGACACGACAAAUUCAUAGAUUGCUUCGAGCACGUGGCCAACGAGAUAGAUGCUAUCUACAAGGCGCUGGCCAUGAACCAGUCGGCGCAGGCGUUCCUGGGCCCCGAGAACCCGGAGGAGCCGUACCUGGACGGCAUCAACUACAACUGCGUGGCGCCCGGCAAGCGCUUCCAGCCCAUGUCCAACCUCUCCGGCGGAGAGAAAACCGUCGCCGCGCUCGCGUUGCUCUUCGCCAUACACAGUUAUCAACCGGCGCCAUUCUUCCUUCUCGACGAGAUCGACGCGGCGUUGGAUAACACCAACAUCGGCAAGGUGGCGUCGUACAUCCGCUCCAAGCGCGGCAGCCUGCAGACCAUCGUCAUCUCGCUCAAGGAGGAGUUCUACGGCUGCGCCGACGCGCUCGUCGGGAUAUGCUCAGAGCCUGCGGACUGCCUCGUGAGUGACGUCAUCACCCUCAGCCUGGAGAACUACGACGACUGAACCAUAGGAUAGAAAUAAAUUAAUUUUAAUAUGAAUUUUACAAUAAUAUUACGAAUACGAUUAGUGCAUUCCCGUCGACUUCAUUCAUCCCGUCGACACCAUUAAUUGUUAAGUUUCUGACAUACAAUCUAAUGACGUUUGUAA
Ostrinia furnacalis (Asian corn borer) is the source of this 1018-nucleotide messenger RNA. RefSeq names its product structural maintenance of chromosomes protein 1A-like. The record is from RefSeq and is a predicted model, not a curated record. The coding region runs from base 35 to 874 and encodes 279 amino acids. Gene Ontology annotation, molecular function: DNA binding. Gene Ontology annotation, cellular component: cohesin complex; nucleus. Gene Ontology annotation, biological process: sister chromatid cohesion. The transcript has 7 exons. NCBI's taxonomy places the organism in Eukaryota, Metazoa, Arthropoda, Insecta, Lepidoptera, Crambidae.